Messenger RNA from Didymosphaeria variabile, 720 nucleotides. RefSeq lists its product as uncharacterized. NCBI's taxonomy places the organism in Eukaryota, Fungi, Ascomycota, Dothideomycetes, Pleosporales, Didymosphaeriaceae. Bases 1 to 720 code for a protein of 239 amino acids. Gene Ontology annotation, cellular component: EMC complex. The record is from RefSeq and is a predicted model, not a curated record. The transcript is spliced from 3 exons.
AUGCGAACUUCGAUAUUUGCUCUAGCUCCUCUAGCUUCAGUCGCGUCGGCGGCCCGCUUCAUCCUGCUCAUCCCCAACACUCCUCUCGUGAACCCGUCAUCGCUCCCAUCUAGCACCCACGCAACGCUCCAGUCCUCCGGACCCCCGCUAGACGCCUACAUAACGCGCUCAAACUCGUUUAACUUCAACAAUGUCUCCGUCGGAAGCUACCUCGCUACCAUUCACAGUCGCGACUAUGCAUUCGAGCCAUUGCGCAUAGACGUCACCCUCGAAGAAGCGGUUGAAGGCAGUGGAGACAAGAGGGAGAAGGUGCACGCGUGGCAGACGUUUAUUGGCAAUGAAUGGGAUAACAAGGGAGAGCCUAGAGGAGAGGGUGGGAAUGGACUGGUAAUCGAGGUUCCACCUAAGGCUCCGAAGGAGUACUUCCAAGAGCGGGCUGGAUUCUCUCCUUUGUCGUUCUUGAAAAACCCUAUGAUCCUGAUGGGUCUCUUCACACUGAUCAUGGUCUUUGGCAUGCCGUACUUGAUGGACAACAUGGACCCAGAAACCAAGGCUGAAUUCGAAGAGAUGCAGAAGAAGGGCGUCAUGGGUUCAGGCAACACCAAUACCGCGCAGCAGAUUCAAAACUUCGAUCUCGCCUCGUGGAUGGCGGGAAAGACAGACACUCCUCCCCGUGGCCCGAGUCCCGCUCCACAGUCUCAGGGGAAGAAGCGGGGUUGA